Molecule: messenger RNA, 1462 nt
Organism: Brassica rapa (field mustard)
Lineage: Eukaryota; Viridiplantae; Streptophyta; Magnoliopsida; Brassicales; Brassicaceae
Product: F-box protein At2g16365
Biological process (GO): regulation of photomorphogenesis
Source: RefSeq, a predicted model, not a curated record
AUGUCUAGAAAUCUUAGUUGGAGUCAGUUAGGUAAUGAAGUGAAGUUUCAUGAUCAGUCCAAGGACUUGAUAAAGCCUGAAGAUAAAAGACCUUACCAAGAGGUCUUGCCGUUUCCUAUGUUCAAGGUUUCUCAGAAGAGAGAUGUUGGUUCAAGCUCGAAAGCUGUGGUGGCUAAUAGGAUGCCUUGGAUGAAUGCGCUAGGAGACAAAGAGAAGUUCAGUUCUUCCAGUAACCGUCUUGAUUUCCCGGUUCAAGAACAGACUACACAGAACCUUCUAGAGCUGAUAAGACCAGUGAGGUUUUACGCAACGGUUGAUUCGGUUCAACGAGUUUCUGGUGAGAUCAACUUACCAGAGGAAGAUGGUUACCAGCUACUGAAGGGCUCCAUGAAACUGAAAGGAAAGAUUUUUGGUGGGUAUCUUGAUCUGUUUCCUAAUGUAGAUCACCAACAUAGAGGUGGAGUAAGGCUGCAGUCUCUAGAAAGCUCAAAGGACACCGAAGAAGAUGGGCUGAUCAGACAAAAUGAAUCAUCUGCAGAGACUGAUAUCCUGGAAAUGGAUAAACUUCAGACAAUACAUCUUUCCGGCUCCAUUUCAUCAUCGUCAACUAAGGGCAAAGGAAGAAUAGGCGAUUCAGGCACUCCUAGAACUGAAAUACCUGACAUGAAUGAAGAGCCGCCUCUAGUUCUGGAUGGAGAGGGUGAAACAAGCAACUCGGCUACUCAAAGUCUGAACGUGGAUCACUUCCUCUCAAGAGACUGCAAACGUGUGCGGUUAGAACCAGAAGUGGAACCCAGCAGUAGAUGGGUGAAGCGUCUGAAAACAACAGCCGCUGCCUCCGAUUCAAGCGGCCAAGGUGAAACCAAGAGCUUGAUGAAGAAUGAAGCAGCUUCUCCGGCCCAAAAAGAGAACAUCAAUAACCUGUUCCUUGAAAUCUUGAAGUCUGGGAUCAACAAUCUCCAACCAAGAAAUCAAGAACCCGUCACUCCAGAAAUCAACCUGGGAGGAGAAGGCGUUACGCUUCUGCAUCCAUGGAUCCAGAGGUGGUGCAAGAAGAAAGCUACAUCGACAGAUCGAUUAGAAGGGCAAGAAGUUCGCUUUGAGAUAGAGAACCAAAAGGAGUUGGAGAAGAAACAGUAUCCGAGUAUUGCAGCCAUGGCACUCAUGGGGAAGGCUUUGAGCGGUUUAAACCCGUAUGGUCUUAAAAAGACCGACUCUCUCAUGGUCUGGAAUGCUCGGGAUUUAAGGUAGGAAAAAAAAAAAAAAGUAAAAUAGUCUACGUAGAGACAAGAUCUCAGAGACUUAAGUUUAAUUCGAAACAUGUAAGAGUUUGACAGGACCUCCUAUAUCAUCUUAGUCUACGUAGGCGUCAGUCUCAUUAUCUUAUUAUAUUUGUUAUUUGUAUCAUAUAACUUCUUGUAUAUAUAGCAGAACAAUAUUCCAUUUGUCACUGAUGCAGCUA